AUGCAGAAGAAGCGAGCGUUCCAGAUAGAGGCGUUCAAGCAUCGCGUCGUGGUCGAUCCCAAGUACGCUGAGAAGACGUGGAAGGUUCUAGAACAUGCUAUCCACGAGAUAUACAACCACAACGCCAGUGGCCUUAGCUUUGAAGAGCUUUACAGGAAUGCAUAUAAUAUGGUUUUACACAAAUUUGGGGAGAAACUUUACACAGGGCUUGUGAUGACCAUGACUACUCAUCUAAAAGAAAUUUCUCAAUCGAUUGAAUCUGCUCAAGGAGAAAUUUUCUUGGAUGAGCUCAAUAGGAAGUGGGUAGAUCAUAACAAGGCAUUGCAAAUGAUCCGAGAUAUACUGAUGUACAUGGAUAGAACAUUUAUACCUAGCAAUCAUAAAACUCCUGUUCAUGAGCUUGGUUUGAAUCUUUGGAGAGAUGUUGUGAUUCAUUCCAGCAAAACUCAGGCUAGGCUUCUAGAUACACUUCUUGAGCUUGUGCUUAGAGAAAGAAAUGGUGAAGUAAUAAACAGAGGAUUGAUGAGAAAUAUAAUAAAGAUGCUUAUGGAUUUGGGUUUGCCUGUUUACCAGCAUGACUUUGAGAAGCAUUUUCUUGAUGUAUCAGCAAAUUUUUACUGUUGUGAGUCCCAAAAAUUUAUUGAAUCUUGUGAUUGUGGUGAUUAUCUGAAGAAAGCUGAGAGACGUUUAAAUGAAGAGUUGGAGAGAGUGUCUCAUUACUUGGAUCCUAGAAGUGAGAUGAAGAUAACUAAUGUGGUGGAGAAGGAGAUGAUUGAAAGUCAUAUGCACACUCUAGUUCAUAUGGAGAACUCUGGCCUAGUUAGUAUGCUUGUAGAUGACAAAUACGAAGACUUGCAAAGAAUGUAUAACUUGUUUCGCAGGGUGCCUGCUGGGCUCACAAUUGUAAAAGAAGUCAUGACCUCUUUUGUACGAGAUACAGGUAAGCAGCUAAUUAUGGAUCCUGAAAGGUUGAGAGAUCCUGUGGAUUUUGUUCAACGUUUGUUGGAUUUGAAGGAUAAAUAUGAUAGGAUUAUUACGAUGUCUUUUAACAAUGACAAGACAUUUCAGAAUGCCUUGAAUUCCUCUUUUGAAUAUUUCAUCAAUUUGAAUGCCCGGUCUCCAGAGUUCAUUUCUUUGUUUGUGGAUGACAAACUUCGCCGAGGGUUGAAAGGGGUUGGUGAGGAGGAUGUGGAGGUUGUACUAGACAAAGUCAUGAUGCUUUUCCGGUACCUACAGGAGAAGGAUGUGUUUGAGAAGUAUUAUAAGCAACACUUAGCAAAAAGGCUUCUCUCAGGGAAGACUGUAUCUGAUGAUGCAGAAAGGAGUUUGAUUGUUAAGCUAAAAACAGAAUGUGGAUAUCAGUUCACUUCUAAGUUAGAGGGUAUGUUUACUGACAUGAAGACUUCUCAUGAUACAAUGCAGGGUUUCUACGCAGGCCAAGGUGCAGAGUUGGGGGAUGGUCCCACACUAUCUGUCCAGGUGCUUACAACAGGAUCAUGGCCUACUCAGCCUAGCCCACCUUGUAAUCUUCCAACAGAAAUACUGGGCGUGUGUGAUAGGUUUCGAACAUAUUAUCUUGGCACACACAAUGGUAGGAGAUUGUCGUGGCAAACUAACAUGGGUACUGCUGAUUUGAAAGCAACAUUUGGUAAAGGCCAAAAGCAUGAGUUGAAUGUUUCGACAUAUCAAAUGUGUGUACUCAUGCUUUUCAACAAUGUUGAGCGGUUGACUUGUAAGGAGAUAGAGCAAGCUACAGCGAUUCCCAUGUCAGAUUUGAGGAGGUGUCUUCAGUCUCUUGCCUGUGUCAAAGGAAAAAAUGUUCUUCGAAAAGAGCCAAUGAGCAAGGACAUAGCUGAGGAUGAUGCAUUCUUCUUUAAUGACAAAUUCACAAGCAAGUUCUUCAAGGUAAAGAUAGGGACUGUUGUUGCACAGAGGGAGUCUGAACCAGAAAACCUAGAAACUCGGCAAAGAGUGGAGGAAGACAGAAAGCCACAGAUUGAGGCAGCAAUUGUGAGGAUAAUGAAAUCAAGACGAACUCUAGAUCAUAAUAAUAUCGUUGCGGAGGUCACAAAGCAGCUGCAGUCACGGUUUUUGCCUAAUCCUGUUGUUAUUAAGAAAAGAAUUGAAUCCCUUAUUGAGCGUGAGUUUUUGGAGAGGGAUAAAGUGGAUAGAAAACUGUAUCGCUAUCUUGCUUGA
Molecule: messenger RNA, 2196 nt
Organism: Sphenostylis stenocarpa
Lineage: Eukaryota; Viridiplantae; Streptophyta; Magnoliopsida; Fabales; Fabaceae
Source: the annotation of a GenBank genome assembly